Paramuricea clavata is the source of this 372-nucleotide messenger RNA. The record is from the annotation of a GenBank genome assembly. Lineage: Eukaryota; Metazoa; Cnidaria; Anthozoa; Malacalcyonacea; Plexauridae.
AUGCCAUUGUCUUCCCUUCCAAAAGUAGCAAAAGAGCAACUUAUCGCAGUGAAAGCAGAAGUAUUCCAAAUAAGUAGUGUCAAACGUAUCAAUUCAGAUGUAAACUGUACUUUGCACAAACAGGAAGUUGUUGUUAGAGAUCCAACAUCAUCAGCCAAACUUGCGCUAUGGGAAUACUAUGUGGGCUGUUUGGAGAUCAACCAAACCUAUGAAUUCAAAAAUAUAAGAGUAAAAGGAUAUGGGAUGGAUCACUACUUAAACACACCAAUGAAAGAAACAUUCUUAUAUACACCAUGCGCACCCUAUGAGCAGCCUCUUGCUACUGUUGACAGUGACUUGAUCGAAUCUGCCAUGUCAAGAAUGGCAGCAUAA